Messenger RNA from Rhodamnia argentea, 3587 nucleotides. Its product is annotated as formin-like protein 4. The record is from RefSeq and is a predicted model, not a curated record. Gene Ontology annotation, molecular function: actin filament binding. Bases 1148 to 3403 code for a protein of 751 amino acids. NCBI's taxonomy places the organism in Eukaryota, Viridiplantae, Streptophyta, Magnoliopsida, Myrtales, Myrtaceae. Gene Ontology annotation, biological process: actin nucleation; actin cytoskeleton organization. The transcript has 2 exons.
UUGCUUCCCUUUCGAAACCAGCAAAAUCAACUCGCACAAGAUUGAAGAUUGCUUCCCAAUCAUCUUCUAUAUGAGCGAAUCUUAUCUCGAAUUAAUUCUUGUCUCGGCAGUAGUUGUAGGACCAUCUACCAAAGCCUGAAUUGUCAUUACAGAAUUCCGUGCAAGCUUUGCCAAUUUCAGGCCGUCAUUAGAUGCUCAGCAGGUUCCUCUGUCAAGUGUCAACCACCACAAGCAAAGAUCAAGUUCUCAAUCCAUAACCUCAAACCUACCCUCCAUGGCCCAUAUGAGUGCCAAUGAAUGCAAAUCUAGCUGUUGGAGUAAAUUGGUCUUGACCCAACAAUGGUGUUACCAUCAAAUACGGAGAUUCGAUUCGAUAUUCAAAUCGGAGGAAUGAAGCCAAGAACUAAAACGGGACGGUUUUUGAGAUGUCAAAAGCAUAAGUAGGUAUACGUUCUAACCAGCAUUAAACGUCAAAGGCAGAUUACCGCAGAUUACCGAUCUAUCUACAGCAAAUUGCCAAAUCAGCAGCACAAUGGAUGCAAAGCCACUCGUGCCAUGUGGAACAUUGUCGUUUAGCCACCGCAACAUAAAUUCGAAUGCAUGCCUAGCUGUUAAUAAACCUGCAAUAAUCUAAAGACGAAUGGAAACCGAGUAUGAAGAAACUCCAGCUGAAGAGUAGCUGGAACUGAUGGAAACAACUGAGGAGUAAAUGGCCACCAUGAACAAGAGGAAGAGAACAAAAAACACAAUGACACGAGGCAUUCCAGACACACUUGCCCACUCACCUCAAGCUUAAUGCAUUGUUCGUUAACUACGAUAGGAGGCAGGACGGCCUUUUAAAUGACAAGUACUCACAGUCAUUGUUAGCUCCAGAACAAGGAUAUUGCAUUCAUUUCACACGUACAGAGGACAGAACCAACCACAACUGCAAAGAACUACCUUCAUCGAAACUGUCAGCAGCCAGCAACCAAGCAUUUGAAAACCCAGCAAUUCUCUGAUGUUUUACACUUAUAGCCUAUAGAACCAAGACAACAAGAACGCUCUCGCCGUAAAUCUGCAGUCAUUGUUCGGAUCAAUGGUGUUUCCCAUCUGAAAUUCCAUAUCACUCUGUACACUUUGUAGCAAGCAAAACGAUUUUUUUCAUAAGAUGUCGUCUCUUCCACCGUCGCCAUCAGCAGACCAUUCUAUCGUCAAGGCUGUUAUCGGUACGGCGGUUGGAGCUCUAGUCAUAGCUGCUAUCUUCUUCUGGGUGUUCUGGAAAUUCAUCACUGCUCGACGUGUCAAGAGAAGCACAACCAACACAAGCUUCCGGCAUGAAGAUGUGGAGACCGACAAAAUGUUUGGGAAGCUAGGGAAGAAUGUGAAAGGAUUGAUUGUUGAUGAGGGUGGUGUGGAUGUACUUUACCUGAGGAAACUUGAAGAAGGCCGACAUAUGAGCUGCUUCUCGAAGACGGUCGUUAAUCCUAGUUAUGAAGACGAGGAAGAGGAGAAAAGAGUGUGUUGUCGGACGGAGAGUUUAGAACAGUCUGCAUCAAAAUGGAAGAAUGUGCAUCCAAUCUACGAAAACUGUGAAUCGUCGUAUGAAAGUACUUUCAAGAAACCAAGGAAACUGACUCUAAAAGAUCCAGCUCCAAAGCCGCAUGUUUUGUCCCCUCAGCCUGCUAUUCCAACUCCAGGACCGUCUCCGGCCUCAGUCCCCUGUAUGCCGAUGCAGCAAAUGACAGCAUCACCUCCUCCACCCCCAUCCCUUCUCCCUCCACCAUCACCACCACCGCCUCCACCUCCAAUAUCACAGCCACUGAAACCCCUAGUCUCACCGAAAAGAAAAGUUCCUUCAAUGCCGGCACCGCCACCGCCUCCCCAGAAAGCAGCACCGGGCGUUGUGUUCUCAUCAACAAAACCUCCACCGGUGCCUAGAGGGAAAGGAGCAGAUGAAAGCAAGACAUGUGAUCCAAGAGAAGAAAGCUCAAGAGGGGCAGAUCAUGGCCCGACGAAGCUCAAGCCAUUGCAUUGGGACAAAGUCAUCUCCAAUGCCGAUCACUCAGUGGUGUGGGAUCAGAUUAAUGAUGGAUCAUUGCGAUUCGAUGAUGAGCUGAUCGAAACACUAUUUGGAUACACUGCAAUGAAUCCUAGUUCCGCCAAAAAUACAAGGAACAACAUCCAAUCGUCUUCAGUCAGGCCCAACUCUGCUUCAUCAUCCCGAAUUUUCAUUUUUGAACCCCGGAAGUCGCAAAACAAUGCGAUUGUCCUGAAAUCACUUGCAGUAUCCCGUCAAGAAAUUGUCUAUGCCCUCCUUGAGGGCCAUGGACUCAACAGCGACGUGCUUGAGAAAGUCACCAAAAUAACUCCCACCAAAGAAGAAGAAUCCAAGAUCCUCCAAUUCAGUGGCGACCCAACCAAACUUGCAGAUGCAGAAUGCUUUCUCUACCACAUCCUGAGAGCCGUUCCUUCGGCCUUCACCCGAUUUAAUGCAAUGCUUUUUCGGGCGAACUAUGAUUCAGACGUCCUUUACCUGAAGGAAUCCUUGCAAGUGCUUGAACUGGGGUGCAAGGAGCUGAGAAGUCGGGGCCUCUUGCUCAAACUUCUCGAAGCUGUUCUCAAGGCAGGAAACCGCAUGAAUGCUGGAACUGCCAGAGGCAAUGCACAAGGUUUCAACCUAAAUGCCCUUGGAAAGCUUUCCGACAUCAAAAGCACUGAUGGAAAGACAACUCUACUGCACUUCGUAGUCGAACAGGUUGCCUGUUCUGAGGGAAAACGUUGCUUGAUCAACAAGAACCAUAACAUCUGCAAAACUAGCAGUCAAGGAAGCAGACAAUUUGGUGCGGGCUCAGAUGACAAUAUGGCCGAUCAGAAAGAGUGUUUAAUGCUAGGAUUGGGAGAGCUAGGAAAUCUAAACGCAGAACUUGCCAACGUCAAAAGAGCAGCUACCAUUGAAUAUGAAAGUUUGUUCAAUAUGUGUUCCUCUCUCUCAAGCCGCGUUGCCGAAAUCAGGAAUCUUGUGGCAACAUCUGAUAAUGGUGAACGAGGAGGCUACCUGAAGGAAAUGAAAGAAUUUUUAGAAGAGUGUGAUCAGGAGCUCAAGGUGGUCAGAGAGGAGCAAGCAAGGGUCCUGGAGCUUCUGCAGCGAACCACAGACUAUUAUCAAGUGGGAGCUUAUAAAGACAAGGCGACACAACCGCUUCAAUUGUUUCUUCUAGUGAAAGAUUUCCUUGAGAUGGUCGAUCGAGUUAAAAUGGACAUCACUCAGAAAAUACAGAAGAAGAACGUGGCCAGAAAUGAAGGUCCAUCCCCACCACCAUCUCCGCCUCCGAGAAGUCCAUCGACGUUCCGGAACUUAUCCUUCCACUUCGCGACAUUCAACCCAAUGCAAACAUCCUCAAGUGAAUCAGACGAUGACUUUUGAUCCUGCUACAGCUUCAGGUAAUAAAUAUGGGACAUAAGAAAGUUGUAGAGACAGUUGGAAAUGCCAGACCCUAUUGGGAAGAAAUGAGAUUAAAACUUCUAUUCAGCAGUAGUAAGUUAGCUCUCUCCUCAGAAUGAUCUUGCUGACUUGUGGAAAUAAAACUGAACAGUCACAAUGAUUUCAA